Molecule: messenger RNA, 1577 nt
Organism: Lemur catta (Ring-tailed lemur)
Lineage: Eukaryota; Metazoa; Chordata; Mammalia; Primates; Lemuridae
Product: CMRF35-like molecule 7
Exons: 4
Coding region: 86-637 (183 amino acids)
Cellular component (GO): plasma membrane
Molecular function (GO): transmembrane signaling receptor activity
Source: RefSeq, a predicted model, not a curated record
CAGGCAGAGCUUCGAGAGUCCAGCUGGAAUCCGCUUUGGCUGCCGGCUGCAGGACAGGGGGAGAGGGGCCGGCGGGGGCACGGCCAUGUGGCUGCCCCCGGCUCUGCUCCUUCUCAGCCUCUCAGGCUGUGUCUCCAUCCAAGGCCCAGAGUUUGUGAGGGGCCCAGAGCGGGGCUUGGUGACUGUGCAGUGUCGCUAUAACCAAGGAUGGGAGACCCACGACAAGUGGUGGUGUCGAGGGGGGAAAUGGCGUUGGUGCAAGAUCCUCGUUCAAACCCGUGGGUCAGAGCAAGAGGAGAAGAGUGGCCGCGUGUCCAUCAGGGACAGUUGGAGAGACCGCUCGUUCACCGUGACCAUGGAGGGGCUCAGGCAAGAUGACGCAGACACUUACUGGUGUGGGAUCCAGAAACCUGGAACUGACCUUGGGACCCAAGUUAAAGUGAUUGUUGACCCAGAAAGCUCCUCUUCCAAACCAUUUGCCAGAUCACCUGCCAACAGCAAUAUGGGGGAGUCCUCUGGCUCCUCCAAGAGGACCCACUACAUGCUCCUGGCCUUUGUGAAGGUGCCCAUCUUGCUCAUCCUGGUCGGUGCUGUCCUCUGGUUGAAAAGGUCUCAGAGGGUCCCUGAGGAGCCUUAGGGGACCGAUCUACACCAACUUGUCCUCUGAACUUCCGGCCAAAGACACGGCCCCUUAGACAGAAGGAUCAGCAGAGCCUUCCCACCCUGGACUCCAUUUCCAGAGGAGGCCUGGGCUAUGGAAGAAACACCUCGGAGUCCUCUGGAUGCAGUGACUGAGGCUGGCCCCUGGGCCCCCACCCUGGCCUUGGGGGCUGGGGCACCUCCCUGUUUUGCACAGCUCAGGGACACAGCUCGGGCCCCUCUGAGCCGUCAUCAUGUGCUGGGGUGCCAGCGCCUUGUUCUCUUGGUCAGGAGCUGUUGGGGUGGAGUCCCAACCGCGGUGUUGUCCCUGCUGGCAUAACUUGGGCACAGAGCCUGGGACGGAAGCACAGAGAGAGACAGAGAGGGAGACCCACCCAGCCCUUGGUUUGUGUCACUCCUGAGACCAGCUCAGCACCGUCCUUGCCUGAGCACUGGAUAUUGGUGUUUUUUAGAAAUCUUUUUUCUUAAGCUAGUCAAGUUGGGUUUUGGUGACUCGUGUUCAUGCGAAUCCUGACUGAUGGCCCCCCGAACUCCAGGAGGGUGACUGUGAUGAAUUCCUGGUUCUGAGGCACGAGAGGCUGGAUGUCCCCUCUGCCCAGGGGGACAUGGCUCUGAGUCUGCAGGGCUGAGGAGGGACUGGAGCCUCCCUGCCCCCCAACAGGGGCUGGGGCUUUCUGGGACCGUGGCUUGGGAGCGACCUCAGCACAGUUGCUCCGGGCUCCUCCCCAAGACCUCACUGAGCCUUGAGAGCUACCUCAAGGUGGGGGAGGGCGGGAAUGAAAACUGUCUCAAGGAAAUGAUGUUAUUUAAAUAAUGUUAAUAAUGAAAACUGUUCGAGGGAAAUAACGUUGUCUCUUUCAAACGCCUCACAGCAACGACACCCUUGAAUAAGGUCGCUUCAUGCCAUGUGGGUCAGG